Molecule: messenger RNA, 1906 nt
Organism: Trifolium pratense (red clover)
Lineage: Eukaryota; Viridiplantae; Streptophyta; Magnoliopsida; Fabales; Fabaceae
Product: probable beta-1,4-xylosyltransferase IRX9H
Exons: 3
Coding region: 306-1577 (423 amino acids)
Biological process (GO): plant-type secondary cell wall biogenesis; glucuronoxylan biosynthetic process
Cellular component (GO): Golgi membrane
Molecular function (GO): xylosyltransferase activity; galactosylgalactosylxylosylprotein 3-beta-glucuronosyltransferase activity
Source: RefSeq, a predicted model, not a curated record
GUUUGACUCUAUAAAUUUGAGCAAUUUCUUCUUUAUAAAUUCCACCGGAGCUUCAUUCUCUGAUCCGAACCGACCCAUUUACCAGAACAAAGAUCCGUCUCUCUCUCUCUCUCUCUCUCUCUCUCUCUCUCUCUCUCUCUCUCUCUCUCUCUCCGAAGCAACGAAGAAGAAGCAUAUCAUAACAUAGCUUAAUUCAUCUUCUUAGAUCUCUUUCAGUUUCAUUCAAUUCUUCAACAAUUCACAUUCAAUUUCUAAGUUUCUAGGGUUUCCGAUCUCUUCAUGAUUUUUUCUUUGACCUAAAAUUAAUGGCGUCAUUCCGACGAACGUUAUCUCCGGCGUAUCACGAUCGUCACUACACAAACGGCUUAUUUUCACCGUCAUCACCACCGUCUCACAAAAUUCCUUCAUCAAACGCUAAUUACUCUUCACUAGCUUCUUCGUUUCAGAAAUUAAUCGGUAGCGUUUUCAUGCGACGCUACAAUCGAAAAGGACAAUGGCGUAAAAUUGCAUUCAGGUGCGUCAUUUUUUUCUUCGCUGGUUUUCUAUUAGGAAUGUUCCCUUUCGGUAAUCAAAUUCAUGAAAUUCCUCAACAACAACAACAACGCAAUAACGUCGCUUUUGAUAUCAAUAAUACUCCACGCGCCGAUGCGCGAGUAAUUCUCGAUGAUCGUGUUCCGGCGAAGCGUGGUGGUGGUGAAGAUAAGGGUUUUGUGAUUGAUCCUAUUAGUUUGAGCUUGAAUAUGAACGCUGAGAAGAAGAAAGUGAAAUUGAAUGAUAUGGUUGAAUCUGGGAGGUUUGAUUUUGUAGCAAGGAAGCAAUUGAUUGUGGUUACUCCGACUUAUAAUCGUGCUUUUCAGUCGUAUUUUUUGAAUAGAUUAGGGCAGGUUUUGAGGUUGGUUCCGCCGCCGUUACUUUGGGUGGUGGUGGAAAUGAAUUCUGCUUCUAUGGAAACUGCUGAAUUGUUGAGGAAAACGGGUGUGAUGUAUAGACAUUUGGUGUGUAAAAAGAAUUCAACUGAUGUUAAGGAUAGAGGUGUUCAUCAGAGGAAUAGGGCUUUGGAGCAUAUUGAACAUCAUAAACUUGAUGGGAUUGUUUACUUUGCUGAUGAUGAUAAUGUAUAUUCUCUCGAGUUGUUUCAGACAAUGAGAGAUAUCAGUCGUUUUGGCACUUGGCCUGUCGCCAUGCUUGCACCAAGCAAGAACAAGGCUAUUUUGGAGGGUCCGGUAUGCAAUGGAAGCCAAGUGAUUGGGUGGCAUACCAAUGAGAAAAGUAAAAGACUUCGUAGAUUUCAUGUUGAUAUGUCUGGAUUUGCAUUCAACAGCACAAUCCUGUGGGAUCCAAAGCGGUGGCGACGCCCUACUUCAAAACCUAUACGGCAACUAGACUCGGUGAAAGAGGGUUUUCAGGAGACCACCUUUAUAGAACAAUUGGUGGAAGAUGAGAAUCAAAUGGAAGGUUCACCACCUGCUUGCAUGAAAAUAAUGAAUUGGCAUCUCCAUUUGGAUGUUCAUAAUGUAGUUUAUCCAAAGGGUUGGAUGCUUGAGAAAAACCUAGAUGCUGUGAUACCCAUCAAGUAAUCCUCCACCAAUUCUAUAGUGUGUGAUAGGUACAGUCAGAUUUGUAAUGUGGCAUAAAGAAUCUUAUUUGUAAUUCUUAAGCAAAUGCAGAAGCCGCUAACUUCUAAUUCUCAGUUUUGUUAAGCGGUGCUAUAGAAAAUAUAAUGUGGAUAACUUGAAAAGUUUGUCUCAUUUUAGGAUGUUGUAAUUGUAAGAGCAUUGUGUCAUCCUUAGACCCCUUCCCCUGAAAAAGAGAAAAAUUCCCAUUCUUAGGGUCACUGCAAAACAACUUGAAAUUCUUGUAGUUUAAGAAUUUUUUAUGGAUUUAUACCUUUUAUUUGGAGAGCAAA